Moesziomyces aphidis is the source of this 3333-nucleotide messenger RNA. Lineage: Eukaryota; Fungi; Basidiomycota; Ustilaginomycetes; Ustilaginales; Ustilaginaceae. The record is from the annotation of a GenBank genome assembly.
AUGUCGGGCUUCGACGCUGGCCGCGUCUUCUCCGCCCAGGCACUCGCCGGGUCGGAAGCGUCUCGAGCUCCCGAUGCUCCAGCGCAGACCGAGCAGACGCUGUUCAACUUUGUCCAGACCUUCCGCACGGGCAGCGACUACAUCUAUCGCGAUCGUCUGCGCGCCAACCUGCUCGCAAGGCAGUACGUCCUCGAGGUGCAGCUCGAGCACAUCCAGCUGUGGAGCAACGAUCUCGCGCAAGCACUGCGUGACACGCCCUCGGACAUCCUCCCGCUCUUCGAGUCGGCGGUCAAGCGCGCCGCACGCGCCAUCCUGUACCCGGUCAUCACGCCCGGUGAGCCGCGUCCCGAUGCACCCGACUGCCAGGUCACGCUGCGCAGCCAUGCCAACCUCACACCCAUGCGCGAUCUCCAUGCCGACAGCAUCUCGCACCUCGUGCGUGUGCCAGGUAUCGUCAUCGGCACCACCACGCUCUCGUCGCGUGCCACCCACAUCCAGAUCAUGUGCCGCGACUGCCGUGCCACCAAAUCGCUUCCUGUCGUCUCGGGCUUCGGCGGCUUCACCUUACCACGCUACUGCGACUCGACCAAGAUGGACACCACCGCACCCCAGUGCUCCACGGAUCCGUACGUCAUCCUGCACGACAAGUGCCGAUUCGUCGACAACCAGACGGUGAAGCUGCAGGAGGCGCCUGACAUGGUGCCCGUGGGAGAGCUGCCGCGCCACAUGCUCAUGUCGGUCGACCGUGCGCUGUGUGGACGUGUGGUGCCCGGCUCGCGCAUCAUCGCCACGGGCAUCUAUUCCACCUUUACAAGCGCCAAGGGCGGCAAGGGCUCCAAGGCCGGUGCCAUCGCACUGCGCACACCAUACCUCCGCGUGGUCGGUCUAGAGAUUGACGCCGAAGGCGCCGGUGGUCGCGGUAUGGCGCGCAUCUUCUCUGCCGAGGAGGAGGAGGAGUUUGCGCGUCUCUCGAGGUCCCCAGAGCUGUACGAAAAGUUUUCGGCGAGCAUCGCGCCAAGUAUCUUUGGCAACCAAGACAUCAAGAAGGCCAUCGCCUGUCUCCUCUUCGGCGGCUCCAAAAAGGUGCUGCCAGACGGGAUGCGACUGCGUGGCGAUAUCAAUGUGCUCAUGCUCGGUGAUCCCGGUACAGCCAAGUCGCAGCUGCUCAAGUUUGUCGAAAAGGUGUCGCCCAUCGCCGUGUACACUUCGGGCAAGGGUUCGUCCGCCGCCGGUUUGACCGCCUCGGUGCAGCGGGAUCCGCAGUCGCGCGAGUUUUACCUCGAAGGCGGAGCGAUGGUGCUGGCCGACGGCGGAGUGGUGUGCAUCGACGAGUUUGACAAGAUGCGUGACGAGGACCGCGUGGCGAUCCACGAGUCGAUGGAGCAGCAGACCAUCUCGAUCGCCAAGGCGGGCAUCACCACCAUCCUCAACACGCGAACCUCGGUGCUUGCGGCGGCCAACCCGAUCUUUGGACGAUACGACGACAUGAAGUCGCCCGGCGAGAACAUCGACUUUCAGACCACGGUGCUGUCUCGAUUUGACAUGAUCUUCAUCGUCAGGGACGAGCACAACGAGCAGCGCGACCGCACCAUGGCCAAGCACGUGAUGAACAUCCACAUGAAUCGCGCCAACGACACGACGGCGACGGGCGAGUUCGACAUUGAGCAGAUGAAGCGCUACAUUUCGUUCUGCAAAUCGCGGUGUGCGCCGCGUCUGUCGCCCGAGGCGGCGGAGAAGCUGUCGUCGCACUUCGUGGCGCUGCGAAAGCAGGUGGCGCAGGUGGAGCGCGACAACGACGAGCGCUCCUCGAUCCCGAUCACCGUGCGUCAGCUCGAGGCGAUCGUGCGUAUCUCGGAGUCGCUCGCCAAGGUGACGCUGUCGCCGACGGUGGGCGAGGAGCACGUCGACGAGGCCAUGCGUCUCUUCCGCUCCUCGACCAUGGACGCGGUGCAGGCGGGCAACGUGGAGGGCAUGACGCGAGGCGAGCUCGCCGAAGAGUGCCAGAAGCUCGAACGCGAGAUCCGCCGAAGGCUGCCCAUCGGAUGGAGCACGAGCUACGGCAAGCUGCGCCACGAGUUUGUCGAGAGCCAGGGCUACACCAACCACGCGCUCGAGCGCACGCUCUUCAUCCUCGAAAAGCGCGACGUGAUCCGCUUCACCAACCAGCGCAAGAUGCUCACCAGGACCGGUGUCGUUUACAAAGGUUUUGAAACAGGCAUGCACGUCGUGACGGCGCAUGCAGAAGAGGAGACUGGCUUCGGAGCGAUUGCAGAUACGGUGCAGCCGUUGCCUUCCCUCCCUCACGCAGGCGCGAGCAACUGUCACCGCCUCAUCGCCGCCCCCACGCCUGCUGCAGCCCGCAUAGCGGAGGCGUUGACGCUGCUGUGCCGCUGGCGAGAUAAGACGGAUGCGCUCCGGCUUUGGCAUGGCAGCCUCGUUUGGAGGGGUUUCGGUGGAACCCCGGAGAUGGCGCGGUCGGCACGGAAGUCAGAGUGUGGAGCUGAUCGGUCCAUUAUCCUAGCCCAGCGCAGCAGCAGGCGAAGUUGUUUCCCCAAAGUUUCGAAAGAGACACGACACGCCUUUACCGCCUCUUGUCCGUUCUCGAGCGGUCUCGUGCAUGUAGAAGCCUGCAGACUUCUUCAGGCUGCUUUGCAAUCUUCCGUCGGGCUCUUCGGUGGGCUCUGCACCGGUCUGACUCCGCAAUCGUCCAUAUCAAAUCGGCAUGAAGAGGUGCCAGUGCCGUAUCAGGGCGCCACAUUCCGAGCGCCGUCAAGCCUCCCGUCGACUUGCUCCGUAUCGGGUCACAUCCGCGAGGUUCAGAGCGCCGGCACUCGUCGACCGAGAUGGGGUGCACUGGAGCAGAGAGUGCCAACCCAUCCGCGCCCACGCCUGCCACCUGCCGCCUGCUCUGUCUUUUCGCUUCUCCCACCUGCUGCAGCCGUCUCGCGUCUGAGCCCACUUGACCUCAAAUCGCCUGGCUCAGCUCGUUCUCAUCCUCGCUCAGGCGCAGGCUCUGGCCCUUUCUUUUGCACCUCUCGCCAAGGCAGAAGAGCAACUGCAGGACGUGUUGCAGUCGUCCGUAUCUCAAUCCACCGCCUCACCAUCCUCUCUCCGCGCGGCGUCGGCCAUCAAUCCGCCUCUCACGUUCACCAUCUCAUCACUAUCACCGCAACUGCUACCGUCUACUCCAGCACGCCUCCGCUCACGGCUUACAGACGCGAGCUAGCUCGAGACCAACGCGGCCUCCUAGGCUCCAAUCGCAUCGCGCCGUUCCUGCUCCGCUUCUCGUCUCGCCUAUACGCUCACACGAGCCCAUCCAGCAGCCUGCCAUAG